AUAAAAGUCAUAUUUAUUCAAACGGGGUACAAGAGUUUUAAGAAUUGUCGUUAUUCACACAGUCCAGUACUAUCUUAACCUUUUGUGACUUUGCUUCCGCAUACGUCAUACGAAUUCGCCGGCUGGCGCUCAGUUGUUUUUUUUUUUUUUGAAGAAAAUACAACCGACGAUGGCUUGCUCUGACACUUUCAAUCGACUAAUCCUACUUUUAAUGUUCAUUUAAAGUGAAGAAUAGUCCAAGAAGUAUGUCGCUGCUUUCCUCCGUCGAGACAGCAAUCAAGUCGUGCAAAGACGAACAGGCGAGGGUGAACGGCCGCAUUCAAUUGUACAAAGAACUACUACAAAGUUUGACAGCUCCCGAAGAGCCAGAACCAACAACGGAUGGUCUGAUAGACACAGCACCUUCAUCCUCAGUGGAGACACAAGAAAUGAAACUGCUUGAGGAAGCAUUAGAAAAAGCCCUACACGUGCGCGCUGGCACGAAGCUUUCCAGUAAAGACCCCAAGGGAAACAAACCCACUCAUUUUCAAAAGGACCUUGCCACCUUACCCAAAGCGAUGACGAUAAAAGCCUCUUUUGCCUUCAAAGGAAAUCAAACUGCCAGCAAAGCAACCCUCAAGUCUGCCAGCAGUGACAAAAAAGCGCCCGAAAAGCCUGUGACGUCUUCGAGAUCCUCAACCGCCUGCGGUCCCGGAAAGCAUAAAAGCGCCGUUUGUAAAAAUUUGCUUAAGACCCAUUCGAAGACGAUGCAUCAGGCUAUAAAAAGUGUCCAGCAGACUCCCCCAGUUAGCAUCACCGAUGGAAGCAUCACGCCAAGUGGUGAGCUCAAAGUUUCAGCUGCAACAGCGUCACAUGACAAAGGAGGCACGGGAGAUCACAGUCUGCCUCAACCAAGAAGCGCGGUGAACGAGCAGAAGGAACGGUGGAUCUGUCUGAGGCUCAAAAAAAACAGAAUGUGGGACAAAGUGCUGGCCGCUCAAAGGAAACCUGCGCCCGGGAGGAGUCGCUUCAUGGAGAGAAUGAGAGCAACGUUUCCCAAGGACUGGCCACCUGGAAGCCCGGAGCAGAUCGGACAUCUGGUUAGCAGACUGACUCACCGGGUUGAUGACCUCGCCCAGCGUUGCCAGACAAUGGACCUUCUGGACCAACAGACCCCAGAGCAAGGCGCGGAACUGGGGAUUAAAGAAAAUUUGUGUCUAACGCCUGAGAGACUGCAAAUGACAGCAGUGGAGCUGCGGAAUGUUGCAGAGCAAGCAAAACAAGAGUGGCAAGCCUGGGAUCGAUGGAGGCCAGAGGGAGUUUGCCUUUACGCCGCCGGGCCAGCGGAAGGUGAGGCGAUCGCGCGCCGUCUGCCCGUGACUAUCACUUACGGCUCAGAGUCUGAGCUGCGGCAGCUGGAAGCAACCAGGAUGAGAGUGGCUCUGCUGCAGCAGGAGAUUUACAUCCAGCAGGCUCUGCUUGACGCUCUAUCCCCUCAACUGGCCUCCAUCGUCCCUUCUUGUACGAACUGCAGUGUGCUGAGAGACUUGUACUCCCUCCUGGGUGAAGGAGGUCAGCGUUUCCCUGUUAUCGUCCUGGACCCCGAGCCUGAGGCACUUACGGAGAUAGAGAACCAUUUGCAAUAAGUGGGAACUGAACCGACGCAAUAAAGUCCGUGCGCCGAUGGGCCUCCAUGUAGUGCGAUGAAACAUCCUCAACCAGACCGUAUCGUAUUCAACACACCGGUCCCGAUGGGCGUGGCACCUAUACGACGCUGCCUUCCUCUGACCUGAAUGCACUAAUGCAUUUCAACCAGAGUGCAAGCAGCUAAUCAGUUUCUUACACUCUGGCUGUCACCAGCUCAGUUCUCCCAUUCCCACCAGUUCGAUCUGUCUCAUGCCAGCGAGCCAUGUUUCUCUCCGUUUAUCCCUAUACCCUUAUUUUCCAGAGAGGAGGAAGAUGUUUUGUUUCCCCAUCUCAAAAAUGUAGCGAUCAACAGUUCUAUGGCCACUGGUUGCGGGGUAAUGUUCCGAGGGUUUAAGCAUAACUGCAGUAAAGGCCAAUGAAAAAAUUGCCGUGCUCGUCCAACUAGGUCAACAGGGUGUGAAUGUGAGCGCGAAUGCUUUUCUACAUGCGUCCUACGACUGACUGGUGACCAUUCCACAGUGUAUAUUGAAGAAACCUCAAACAGGCGGGGUUGAGCAGAUGGGGGGAGGAAUGAGAGAACACUGGGCACAACAACAGCCGUAUUAACAACGAUAACAGUUCCAUGAUGGCGGCGCAAUGAGAGAGAGCGCGAUAAAAGAGAAAUAGGAAACCUUUCUGUAUGGUUGCUGAUGAGGUGAGAAGGGCAGAAAAGAGGGAGGGUAGCUCUGCGCAUCCUCAAAAAUCAAAUUAUUUCUUCUUUCUCUUUUUGGGGAUUUCCCAAUGCAUAUUAUCAACAACUUGUCACUCUCAGACUGGAAUGGUGUGCGUGUGGGUGUGGAACCCUCCAUUUCCCACUUAACAGAGGCUAAAAAGAAAUUCCACAGAAACUCAAAAGCUCCCCCAGGAAUCUCUGCGUGCUCUUGAGCAUGUUGUUUUCUCCUCGAGUGCUCACAAAAACAUUCCUCUCCUCCCGUCCCCUGCUUUGUUUCUCCUCUCGAGUUCUCCUUUGGAGCAACAGCAUUGGCCGCUUAGUCACUAUGUUCGUCUGAUCGACUGCAUUUGGGCGUGCUGUAUUCUUUAUUUCCAUUUCCAGCAUUCUCCUGAGCAAGGCGUUCUCCUUUCGCAGAAGGGAAACUGUCUCUAACGGGAAACAUCUCGAACGGGAAAAGAGUGAACUGUAUCUUAGGGGAUCUUACACUAAUGGAAACGUGGUUGGCUUACAUAUGAGAAUAUUAGGUAUCCAAUUAUCUCGUAAUGUGGGCCUUGAGGAGCUGGCCUUCCUUUUGAUCGAAUCACGACGAGACAGCCAAAGUCAUGCUACUUCCUGCAAUUUUUAAUCCUUAAUUCAUUUUGGUCGCAUUUUCAGUCGUUAAAGAUUAUCUACUCACCGGCCAUGAUAUCUGGUACCUAAGCACCACCUAUAGGGAACACCGUAUGAAAAGAAUGCAGGUUCUGAGGAUCGGAGUUCGAAUCUUGGCCUUCAUUUGUGGCGCUUGCAUGUCUUUUCUUCGGGUAUUCCUCCUAUAUUCGAAAGAGACCGGAAGUGAGUUUAAAAUGUUGUUUGUCUCUAUGUGGCAGUCUGCGAUUGACUGGCAACCAGUCCAGAGUGUACCCGCCAAAGUCAGCAGGCACAGGCUCCAGGUCACCCGCGACUAUAAUGAGGAUAACCACGAUAGAAAUGAAGUGAAUGAAUGGAUAUUACACCGUGCGGCUGUACCUAAUUAAGCGUCUGGCCCACAUAGUUGUAGCAACAAUACAUCAGACUUGCAUAUUGUUGUUUAUGUGUCUUCUCCAACAAACACACAUCAACCAGACAAACGGAGGGAGCGUAGCUUGCCGGUGACAUCAUAGAGAGAGACGCAAGAAAAGUCGCAAGGGUGCACAGAGUGGAAGGUUGAUUUUUUAUGGAAAAGUACUACGCUUGCCUUUCCUACAACAAGACCUGGCAUCACUGCUGUUUAUGUGAGUAGGUGGGAAUGGAGUGGGGGCAGUCUCCUGUUGACAUGUGCGGGAAUGGUAAGCACUGUUUGUGCAUGUGAAGAAGGUGAAGACGUCUGCUUGGUGUUUUAACAAGUCUCUUCGUAUAGGCUUUCUCAUUAAAUGAAAGCGUCCACAUGUAAACCCCCUGUGGUGCACCAGUCGUGAAUAGUCAUGUGGUGGUGAUGACACACCUUUUUUAUUGCAGAGUGGCGCAGUGCAUGUUAAAUUUACGCCAAAGGAGGGAUUCUCCCUCAUGCCGCAGUUGGCUUCUGGCUUUUUUUUUUUCUACAAAAUAACAUUGACUCUACUAGAAUUGUGAGGUAUGAAUGGGGUGAUGCAGGAAAAAAAAAAGACGGGGAACUGUUAACUCUCCUCUUUUCUGGUCUUCAUUACAACCCCGCUCCUCCCUGAUUCAGGGUGGCACGAUGUCACACAAAUGAACACCAAUGGGAGUACUCGGACUUCCCCGGAGCUCCUCCUUCUCCUCCCCGCUUCUUUAUAUGUGCCUCGCCGCUGCGUUCAGUUCCAGUGCACAACGUGCUGCCUCAGAGCUCGAGAAGCCACAGUGAGGAGAGGCAGUGACAAAGGGAGGAGGAGGAGAGUGUUGUUUUAGGACCAAUUUUAUCAGAAAUCUUUUCCUGCUCCGGUCUGCAGAGACCUUAUCGCUCUGUUUGGACUUCGUAUAUCUGAUUGACUCCACAAAGGGGUUCAAGCGAUAAUUCACCUGCCCCUGCAGCGAAA
Molecule: messenger RNA, 4347 nt
Organism: Hippocampus comes (tiger tail seahorse)
Lineage: Eukaryota; Metazoa; Chordata; Actinopteri; Syngnathiformes; Syngnathidae
Gene: tedc2
Product: tubulin epsilon and delta complex 2
Exons: 11
Coding region: 246-1625 (459 amino acids)
Source: RefSeq, a predicted model, not a curated record